GCCCUCCGGGGGGACGUGGCGGCCGCACAGUCUGGCCUUCGUCUGGGCGUGGCGCGGGCGGCGGGGCGGACGCGCGUCUGCACAGCCCCCGGGAGUGGCCUCGCGACUAGCGGCCCCAGACUUUGGGCAGGAGCGGUUCGGGCGCGGCCGCGGCGUGCAGUGGAGGGCAGUCUGCCUGCUGAGCUGCCGUCUCCGGUGUGAAGACACAGACUCUCAGACUUUCUCUUUUCAGACACGGGGGGCUGGAGAGAUGCACAGCAGUGCCGGCUUCGAGAUGGGGUCCCAGGUGUCGGUGGACCCCGGAGCUCAGUGUGUAGUGAUCGUGGGCGGGGGCUUCGGCGGGAUUGCGGCCGCCAGCCAGUUGCAGGCCCUGAACAUCCCCUUCAUGCUGGUGGACGUGAAGGAAUGCUUCCAUCACAAUGUGGGCGCCCUGCGCGCCUCCGUGGAGAGCGGGUUCGCCAAGAAGACAUUCAUUUCCUACUCGGCGGCCUUCAAGGAGAGCUUCCGGCAGGGCCUGGUGGUCAAAAUAGACCUGAAGAAUCAGACAGUGCUGCUGGAGAGCGGAGAGGCACUGCCCUUCUCGCACCUGAUCCUGGCCACGGGCAGCUCGGGCCCCUUCCCCGGCAAGUUCAACAAAGUCUGCAGCCUGCAGGCAGCCGUUGAGGCCUACGAGGACAUGGUGAGGCAGAUCCAGCGUGCCCAGUUCAUCACGGUGGUAGGAGGUGGCUCUGCGGGCGUGGAGAUGGCGGCGGAGAUCAAGACGGAGUACCCCGAUAAGGAGGUGACACUCAUUCAUUCCAAAGUGGCCCUCGCCAACAGGGAGCUCCUGCCCUCUGUCCGGCAGGAAGUGAAGGAGAUCCUGAUCCGGAAAGGCGUGCAGCUGCUGCUGAGUGAGCGGGUGAGCAACCUGGAGGAGGUGCCGGUCAACGAGUACCGAGAGUACAUCAAGGUGCUGACGGAUAAAGGCACGGAGGUGGCCAGCAACCUGGUGAUCGUCUGCAACGGGAUCAAGAUCAACAGCCAGGCCUACCGCAGCGCGCUGGAGGGCCAUCUGGCCAGCAACGGGGCGGUGAGAGUGAACGAGUUCCUCCAGGUGGAGGGCCACACCAACAUCUACGCCAUCGGCGACUGCAGCAACCUCAAGGAGCCCAAGAUGGCGUACCACGCCGGCCUGCACGCCAGCAUCGCCGUGACCAACAUCGCCAACUCCACGAAGCAGAGGCCCCUCAAGGCCUACAAGCCAGGAGCCCUGACCUUCCUCCUGUCCAUGGGGAGAAACGACGGUGUGGGCCAGAUCAGCGGCUUCUACGUGGGCCGCCUCAUGGUCCGGCUCGCCAAGAGCCGGGACCUGUUCGUCGGCACCAGCUGGAAGACCAUGAAGCAGACUCCGCCUUGACGGGGGAGGCCACCCGGGACCUCUGACAAGUGCCCAGAGGCAAAAGCUUAUUUUAUGGAAUAAGAUGACAAAGAUCUACUGACCAACCUACAUGAAGUGGAAGAGAGAGGAGGCACAGCCGGCUCUAUCCCAGCUCCUUUGGAAUGGACAUGUGUGUAUACACAUGUGGAUAUGUGUGCGUGGAUAUGUGUGGAUAUGUGUGCAUGUGUUUGUGUGCACAUGUAUAGAUAUGUGUAUGUUCAGGUAUGUAUGUUCAUGUGUGUGGGUUUGUGUUUGUGGAUAUGUGUGUUCAUGUGUUUGCAUGUAUUCGUGUGUGUGCGUGUUCGUUUGUGUAUGUGUGCAUGUGUUUGUGCGUGUAUGUUCAUGUGUGUGUUUGCUUGUGCAUGUAUGUGUUUGUAUGUGUGUGCGCAUGUGCGUGUGUAUGUGUGUUCGUGUGUAUUUGUGUAUGUGUGUACAUGUGUUCAUGUGUGCGCGCAUGUGAGCAUGUGUGUGUGUGUGUGUGUGUGUGUGUGUGUGUGUGGUAUAUAGAGCUCUGGGAGCGGUGGAGCACUGUGUCUCCCUGAGGCUGGCACCCUGUCUGUUGGAGUAGGUGGGAGAGGGCCUCCACUCCAGCCUCUCCCAUCCCAUGGUGGGUGGUGGGGUUCUCAGAGCCUGGGCAGCCAGGCAGCUCAUGGGCACCUCCUUUGAAGCUCUGUUUGGUUUUUGUGACUCUUUCUUGCCAUUUUAGAUGUUAGAGGACAUUGCCCUCGUGGUUGGUUCAUCCAGCCAAGUGAGUUUUCCCACUAUUAACACGUGUUACCCACGAAGUGUUGGCAUCUGUGAGGAGGGGCAUAGAAUGGGGGUGAGCAGGGUGUGGAGGGUGGUGGUGGGCUUCAGCAGGUGAGCCUCCAACCCAGGUACAUCUGCAGGUGACCGGCUCUGGAGCUACUGGGGGUCGGGGAGGGGGUUUUGUGUUUCUGGCCACCUGCAAUGUCACUUGACCUGGAAGUGCUCCAGGUUUAGCCCCUAGCCACCUCUCUGAGAUGGAACUUAUUUCCUGCCCGAGGGGCCGGUGAGGGGUGAUGCUGAGUCCGUCUGCCAUACCCAGACCCCUGCAUAAUGGUCUCUGCAGACGCGGACACCAGCCUUCCUGGUCAUCCAUCCAGCCCCGCGUGAGCUGAGUCUGACGCCACCUGCAGAGGCCUUGCCAGGGCGCCUGUGGGAGGCUCCCCAGGAAGCAAGCCGAGCCUGGUGCCUGUAAACUGAGGCCUUGUG
Molecule: messenger RNA, 2650 nt
Organism: Sorex araneus (European shrew)
Lineage: Eukaryota; Metazoa; Chordata; Mammalia; Eulipotyphla; Soricidae
Gene: AIFM2
Product: apoptosis inducing factor mitochondria associated 2
Exons: 10
Coding region: 251-1396 (381 amino acids)
Biological process (GO): apoptotic mitochondrial changes; positive regulation of apoptotic process
Cellular component (GO): cytoplasm; mitochondrion
Molecular function (GO): electron-transferring-flavoprotein dehydrogenase activity; flavin adenine dinucleotide binding
Source: RefSeq, a predicted model, not a curated record